This is a messenger RNA of Lachnellula hyalina, 1254 nucleotides long. RefSeq lists its product as uncharacterized. Lineage: Eukaryota; Fungi; Ascomycota; Leotiomycetes; Helotiales; Lachnaceae. The transcript has a single exon. The record is from RefSeq and is a predicted model, not a curated record. Bases 1 to 1254 code for a protein of 417 amino acids.
AUGAAUUCCUCAGUCACAGUCCCUCCUAGUGCGAAGAACCACGGAGACCCAGGACUUAUAUGUCUACCCCCAGUCUGGACAGACUACUUGAUCUUCUUCGCAACGAAUUAUAUCGCACACGCAGGGACUCUCAUCAGUCACCCAGGCGAAUCGAUCCAGGAAACUGUCAUUGCGGCUGCAAAUGCGUUGUUUAUACCGGGCUCUGGAGCACUGCGUGCAUUCCGCUUCCUCGUCUUGUAUCUUAGUCCGCGUCUUACGGGAAGCACACAUCGGUAUUCCAGUACUGCCCUCGGGCAAGCGGAAAGGGCCGGGGCUCUUUGUAUGGUCGUGCAAGAGAGGGUCGUUGGCCGCGCGCUGCAGACAACGACUGGCACUCCAAGAUUUUUCUUUGGAGAGAAUAUCAGAUCAGUUCCCCUGGAAAGAAAAAUCCAUGGCGUCUGCAAGCUCCCCGUGCCUGGUCCGGGAGUCCCUAAGUACUGUCUGGUCGAAGUGCCUCCGCAUAUGCUACUGCGGCCUUGGCCUCUAGAUUUGGGUUCUGGGAGUGACUCAAAGAGUGGGAAUUCAGAGCCAGACUCAUCGAAUUGGCAGCUGGGGAAAUCUUACAACGUGCCAAAGAUCAUGAUCAGUAUCCUGCAGAUUGUGUGGGGGGUUGUCACGCUUUAUAAGACUCGGGGUGACCAGAUAACCCUGUUCGGAUAUGGGGCAUUUGGCCUGACAGUUGCCCCGUACGCUAUCAUGAGCAUCAUCAAUCUAGCAACAAAUCUAGUCCGUCCGGAGUACGCGGCCAUGUAUCUUGUGCACUCGCCUGAAAUGGAUACAGCUAUUUCACACGGUGGAGAAUUCCAAGGCAUUGUUGCCGGAGUUGGUGAUCUUUCAGUGGAUGUCGAUACAGGGGAAAUGAUGCCCGAGGCGUUCACAGGAGACCUUGAAUCGACAGCAGAUAAUCUCAGGUACACUGGUCUCAAUCUACUUGGCUACCUCGUCACAGCCAUUUUGCCUAUCGCGUUAGUGGCUGGGUACACGGGUUUCCAGUCCGGUUCGAAUGUUGAGAUUCCCAUUAGCUGGAUCCUUGGCUGGCUGAUCGUUGGAUCUGUGUCUUCGGUUUGGGUUCGUAUCUCGGGUGCAUAUGGAGAUGUGGUGCAUCCGAUAUGGGGAGUCAUAUUAGUCCUUCCUCUUUGGGUCCCAGCUAUAGGUGGUUUUGUUGUAGUUGGGGAGAUGUUGAACGAUUUUGGGAUUUGUACUUCUUUUGACUAA